GAACGGGAGGGGGAGCCCCAAAGGCUCUGUCCUUGCAGUGACUUCAUGCCCCCCGUGCCGCUCCGUUUUGCUCACCCACCUGCUCCUGGUGCUCGCCACGGAGCAGCAGCGAACUUAGAGCAAGUUGUGGCCAUCAGGAGGAAGAGUAUGAGAUGGGCAGAGGCCAUAGCUCCCCACACUCGUCCCAUGCUGUCACCAGCACGGCUGCAGCCACAGCAAGUUGAUGACAUGGCAGGCACAGAGCAGUGCCUGUGACACCACGGGACAGCGUCACAGAGAGGCACUGUGAGCUCAGGGCAGAGGGGCUGACCCCAGCGCUCACGGAACCCCCCACUGCCACUCUCGAGCUGCCACGGCAGGUAAGGCAGCAGGCUCCUCCUGCUCCUGGCACUGCGGCCCUCCAGGGGAUCCCAGUGCCCCACAUCUCACCCCGGCGCCCAUUUGGGCAUUUCCCCACAGAGAGAAUUCCUUCAUCGCUGACGGUGCUUCCGACACCCGACGCAACUUUAUUUGGAUCUUUGUGCCCCCACCGGCCACUGCUGCGAUGCAGACCACCAUUGGCGGAGCAGUGCCCGUAUCCUUCCAGCCCAUCCCUGCCCCCAAUGUCACCUCCAUGGUGCCUCAGGCCUCUGUCCAGCCGGGGGUACCGGGUGUGCAGGGACAGGGAGCGCAGCUGCCACCUGGGGCGAUGCCUCAAACUGUGCUUCAACUGCCACCUGGGGCAAUGCCCGCAGCAGUGCUUCAGCUGCCACCUGGGGCAAUGCCCCAAACUAUUGUUGAGCUGCCCCUUGGGGCAAUGCCCUAUACUGGGGGUCAGCUCCCACCUCAGGGGGUACCCCAAACUGUGGGCCCACUCCCACCGCAGGGGGUAGCCCCAGUGGUGGGUCCGAUCCCACCUCAGGGGCUGCCCCCAACGCUGGCUCAGCUCCCACCACCUGGGGCAAUGCCCCCAACUGUGCUUCAUCUGCCACCUGGGGCAAUGCCUGACAGUGUGAUUCAGCUCCAAUCUGGGGAGAUGAACACACCUGCAGUUCAGCUGCCACCUGGGGCAAUGCCCCAAACUGUGGGUCCGCUCCCACCUCAGGGGGUAGCCCCAGUGGUGGGUCUGAUCCCACCUCAGGGGCUGCCCCCAACAGUGGGUCAGCUCUCACCUGGGGCAAUGCCCCCAACUGUGCUUCAGCUGCCAGCUGAGGCAAUGCCCCAAAGUGUGGGCCCGCUCCCACCUCAGGGGGUGCCCCCAACGGUGGGUCAGCUCCCACCUGGGGCAAUGCCCCCACCUGUAGUUCAGGUGCCACCAGGGGCAAAGCCUGAAAAUGUGCUUCAGCUGCCAGCUGGGGCAAUGUCCCCAAAUGUGUAUCAGCUCCCACCUCCGGGGGUACUCCCAACUCUGGGCCCGCUCCCACCUCAAGGGGUACCCGCAACUGUGGGUCAGCUUUCAAUUCAGGGGGUACCCCCAACUGUGGGCCCGCUCCCACCUCAAGAGGUGCCCCCAACUGUGGGCCAACUCCCACCUCAGGAGGUGCCCCCAAUUGUGGUUCAGCUCACACCUGAGGGGCUGUACACAAUUGUGGGUCAUCUCCCACCCGGGGAGAGGCAGUUACCCCUCCUCCAGCUCCUACCCGGCGGGAUGAAGCCGGGUAUGCCUCCCCCCAAUGCCCCUGCCCACUGCUGGCAACAUCCCCGGCUGGCAGGGAAGCGGCAGCGGCAGCGCCAGCAGCCGAUGGGGCUGCGGCCCGGGGCCGUGUGCCGUGGGAAGCCCCCGCAGCCCGCAGGCAGCUGCCCGCUGCAGGCCCCCGGCCGCCCCGGCCCCUCCACGCUCCUCCGAGCACCUGCAGUGCAGCAGCGGGUGCUCCCCGGGCCCUGCACCCUGCCCGCCAGCUGGGAGCAGGCGACGGGGCCCUUUGCAGAUGCCGUGGCGCACACCCAGGAGCAGCGGCACCCAGCGCCCACCAACGUGUGCCCCCAUCCCGCCACGGCUCCGCUCGGCUGCAGCAGCGCAGCGCUGGAAUCAGGAGCAGCGACAAUGAGCUCAGACGUCCCGGAGGACAUCAGCGACAUCCAUUGCCUCCUGACUUGGAUCAACAACGAAGCGAUGAGUCUUCGCGAGGUCCCCCAGCCCAGCAACGACCUGCUGUGGAGGCAGCCCGAGCCGGCCGAGUGCCCAGCGCCCGCCCGCACCACCACAGGGCACGAGCAGCGCACUGGCAGCAUCCAGGCCCCAAAGAGGAAGCUGCCGCAGGGCCGGGAUGCUCCAGAAGCGAAACGCCGGCGCUAGGCGAGGCUGGGUGGGCUCAGCACAAGCGGGAGCGCCCGCAGAAACCGUGCCUGGAGCCCUGGGCUCCUCGCCGGCCCCCGCGGCACACACAGAGCAGCGGCAGUGCUCCAGGGGCACCAGCACCGGCCCCGGCCCUACCCCUCCAAACCUGGGCUGUCCACCACCACCACCGUGCACUGCGACCAUGUGGGACUCCGUUACAUCACCUUACCUUAUGUUCUGUUCUGUUCUGU
Messenger RNA from Gallus gallus (chicken), 2508 nucleotides. Its product is annotated as basic proline-rich protein-like. NCBI's taxonomy places the organism in Eukaryota, Metazoa, Chordata, Aves, Galliformes, Phasianidae. The transcript has 3 exons. Bases 545 to 2275 code for a protein of 576 amino acids. The record is from RefSeq and is a predicted model, not a curated record.